GCAUCGACGACCUCACCAGCCUGACAAUCUCAAACCAAGAAAAAGACUAAGAAGAAAACAUCACGUCAUGCCCGAAUUUCAAGCCGGACCCGGACUCUUGUUGGUCUUUGCCGAGCUCGGCGAAAAGGUCACCGAAGAGCAGUUUCACGACUGGUACGACAACGAACACAUCCCCCUCCGAACCUCCUCCCUCCCCGAGUUCAACACCGCCGCCCGUUACGUCGCCCAUGACAACAAAGAGCCCAAAUGGGCCGCCAUGUAUAGUAUCAGCGAUAACACCCUCUUCGGUGAAGAUCGGUACACAAAGCUAAGGGCGAAUCGGAGUGAGAGGGAAGGGAAGCUCGUAGCGAGCCUAGGGGUCCUGGAUCGGAGGAUCUACAAACUAUCCUCCUCCUCCCCAUCCACCCCAUCCUCUCAAUCGGAGCAAUCGGAGCCUUCGCCUACCUCCCCGCAUCCCAAACUGGUCAUCUUCCACGCUCUCACCCCCACCACCUCCUCCGACUCCACCUCCACCACCACCUCCACCUCCUCAUCAUCAGAACUAUCCGCCCUCCUAACCUCGGCCGAAAACCGCUACUCAGCCCUCCCCGGCUUCAUCCGAGUACGAAAGUUCGACAGCGUAGAUAUCGUCCGGAGCGGGCUUAGGGUUAGGGCGGAGGGGAGUGAGGGGGAGGAUGUAGGGAGCGUUCUUGAGGUCGUCGAAUUCUCCGACCCAUCCAUCCUCACCUCCGACCCCUUCACAUCCCUCUCAUCCUGGUACACAGACGCCCUGGACCCUCUGUGCUCGUACAGGAGUUUCCGGGCGUUUGGGUUGUGGAAGGAGUAUGAGGCUACUGCGGCGCUUCAGGCGCAGAAGAAGUAGGAGAUUGAGAUUGAUAAUUAGUUGGGGGUGGGGUUGGGAGUAGAAGUGAACAACUGCGUGAACGACGAGUAGGAUCGGCAGGGCGGGGGGCGAGUAGGAAAGGGAUGCACGGGAUUCUUGUGAGCGAAAAUGGGUUGUAUUUCUGAAUAACAAUGAGCAGGAUAGGAUAUCGAGAUGAACUCAUAUGAACAUAGUACGAUCGGAU
Messenger RNA from Filobasidium floriforme, 1067 nucleotides. RefSeq lists its product as uncharacterized. Lineage: Eukaryota; Fungi; Basidiomycota; Tremellomycetes; Filobasidiales; Filobasidiaceae. The transcript has 4 exons. The record is from RefSeq and is a predicted model, not a curated record. The coding region runs from base 68 to 862 and encodes 264 amino acids.